CAGAGCUUUUGUUAGUAUGAUUGCUUACAAAGUUGCAAAAGAACUAGGAUUAAAAAUAGAUAAACCUUCAAGAAGUUUAAUUGUAGCUGCUACAGGAACUACCUCUCGAUCUCUUGGAAUCAUUAGAAACUUAUCUGUCAAGAUUCAAAGUAGAACUAUCCUUAUUAAUGUAAAAGUAAUACCUGCUACUUUAUAUUUAUUACUUUUGAAAAAUAACUAG
Molecule: messenger RNA, 220 nt
Organism: Dentiscutata heterogama
Lineage: Eukaryota; Fungi; Glomeromycota; Glomeromycetes; Diversisporales; Gigasporaceae
Source: the annotation of a GenBank genome assembly